Molecule: messenger RNA, 3123 nt
Organism: Abrus precatorius (Indian licorice)
Lineage: Eukaryota; Viridiplantae; Streptophyta; Magnoliopsida; Fabales; Fabaceae
Product: UBP1-associated protein 2A
Exons: 2
Coding region: 183-1601 (472 amino acids)
Molecular function (GO): RNA binding
Source: RefSeq, a predicted model, not a curated record
AAUUCUAAGAAAGAGAAGGAAAAAAAGUAGUGGCGGCUGAGAAUCACAUCAUAUAUCAUAGAUAAAAGAUAAAAAAAUAUCUGGAGUGAGACAAAGGGUGAAUGUGAUUAAUAUUAUUGAUUGAAAAAAUCAGAAACCCUAGUAGUGUGGCUGAACCUGCACUUCACUCAACAAACAAAACAAUGGGAAGGAAGAGAAAGGUGGCACCCAAAUCUUCUCAAUCCGCUGAACCCCCUCUCAAACACCACCAACCCCAACCCUUACCAGACAAUGCACCUCCCGAAUACGAAGAAGUUGAAGAAGAAGUUGAGGAAGAAGAAGAAGAAGUUGAAGAAAUAGAAGAGGAAGAAGAGGAGGAAGAGGAAGAGGAAGAGGAAGAAGAAGAAGGAGACCAACAACAACAAGAAGAAGAUGACGACGACGACGACGACCCUAUCCAGAAGCUUCUAGAACCCUUAAGCAAGGACCAGAUCCUCAACCUUCUCUGCGAAGCUGCCACCAAACACCGUGACGUGGCGGAUCGGAUCCGUAAGGCUGCCGACGAGGAUCCUGUUCACCGGAAGAUCUUCGUGCACGGCCUUGGAUGGGACACCACCGCCGGAACCCUAAUAGGUGCGUUCCGGCAGUACGGCGAGAUCGAGGAUUGCAAGGCGGUUACCGAUAAGGUCUCCGGGAAGUCGAAGGGAUACGGAUUCAUUCUCUUCAAGACGCGCCGGGGUGCCCGCAACGCGUUGAAGCAGCCGCAGAAGAAGAUCGGGAAUCGCAUGACGGCGUGCCAGCUGGCGUCGAUUGGUCCCGUCAGCCAGAGCCAGCAGCAGCAGCAGCAGCAGCAACAACAACCAGCUGCGGUGACGACUUCUUCGGCGCCGGUUUCGGAGUACACGCAGAGGAAGAUCUAUGUGAGUAACGUUGGAGCUGAAUUGGAUCCGCAAAAGCUUCUGGCGUUCUUUUCGCGGUUUGGCGAGAUUGAGGAAGGGCCUUUGGGGCUUGAUAAGGUCACGGGGAAGCCGAAAGGGUUCUGUUUGUUUGUUUACAAGAGUGCUGAGAGUGCGAGGAGGGCCUUGGAGGAGCCUCAUAAGGAAUUUGAGGGGCAUAUUUUGCAUUGCCAGAAGGCAAUUGAUGGUCCUAAGCCUGGGAAGUUGCAGCAGCAUGGGAAUCCUCAGGGUCAGAGGAACCAGUUUCAGAGGAAUGACAGUGCUGGUUAUGUCGGUGGUGGUAGUGGUGCUGCUGCUGCUGCGCAGCCGGGGCACCUAAUGGCACCGGCUGGACCCGGAAUUGGUUUUAAUCAGGCUGCUGCUGCGCAGGCAUUGAAUCCGACUCUGGGGCAGGCGCUGACGGCGCUGCUUGCGUCUCAAGGAACAUUGGGGCUGAGUAAUUUGUUGGGGAGUAUUGGAACGAGUGCUGCGGUUAACCCUGGUGUUCCUGCUGCCGGGGCUGGAGUGCAGGGUGGUUAUAGUGCCCAGCCAAAUAUAAGCCCAGGUGUUAUUGGAGCAUAUGGGAAUCAGGUUGGAUUGCAGACGGCAUACCCAAACCAACAGAUAGGACAGGGUGGCUCUGGAAGAGGGCAAUAUGGUGGUGCUGCACCUUACAUGGGGCACUAGGUUUGUGGCAGAUUCCACAUAAGUGCAUCAGUCUUUUAUUACUGGCCUGGUGAUUCUUCUGAAGUUUAAGGAGCUGAUGCAAUUGGCGUAUUUAUAAUGAAAUGUUACUUACUACAAUGAUCAGAAUAUUUAAAUUACCAAAUGGAGUUCUGUUUUCGCCACUUUUUCAUCUUUUCUUCUAUUUCAAAAUAUUGUAGUAUUUUAACUUUUAGUUUAUCUUCAAAAAAAUCUUAUGGAACUGUUUUUGUACUGCAAAUUAUAGUUUUAUCCGUAUUAUGAGGAGUUUGAAAUGCUGAACAAAUUUUAUUUUGAAAGUCACGUUUGUGUGGAUCAUUGUGCUUCAACUUGGUAUGUACAAGUUGCUUGAUAGUGUUGUUCUAUGUGGAUAUUGGAUACUGUUUUCCCUUGUUCUUUUUUAUUAUUUUCUUGACUUUUUGUCUUAAUUGAACAUGGAAUGAUUGAUAUGAAACGUGCAUAAUACGCUAAGUGCCUUUUGUCAUCAGUUUCAUAGCCCUUGAAAAAUUGGUUAGGAACCAACUUAUCAAGUGUUUUGUUUUUGUUUCACUUCUGUUAAUUGUACGUGUACCUAAUUUUGUGCAGUUAUUUUGCAGGUUUGACAGCCAUACUUAUAUAUACAUGUACCAGUAAUGAAAUCAGUUUAAAUUAAGAAGGGAAAAACCAAUGCUUUUGAUUUAAGUUUGAUUUUGAUAUUCUAGUAAGGUUUCCACAUUUUGAGAAAUCCUUUUUAAUAUGGUCGGAGUUCUUCAACCAGGAACAGGACACAGUUUUUCUUUUCUAUCUUCCUUACACUUUCGUACAAAAGAGGGGUCGCUUUUUAGGGGGGGUUCUAUUUCCUCUUCUAACACAAUUUUCAAUACUUUGUCACAGUCAUGCUUUUAUUUAAAAUUGUCUUUUAAAGAAUGUCAGAAGUUGGGUGAACUUUGUUGGCCUUUUUGGGGGUUUUGUCUACUUACAAACCAUGUUUGUAUGUUGUGCUUUUCUUUCUUUUGUUCCUCUACUUUUUUCUUUUCUCAAAAGGAUGACUAAUCACAUGCAUUGAAAUAAAAAUUUUACCCCUUAAGGGAUAUAUGAUGCUUUUUAUAAUCACUUCAGAAUUUGUUCAUUUAUAUUUAUUAUUGCUUUAAGCAGUUUUCAAAAUGUUCUUGCAACAUGGGCUUCUUGACAUCCUUUUGGAUGGUUUGAAUAUUUCCAAACUUGCACAAUGUUGCAUUUUUAUGUUACUGGAAGCCAAAUUUGGUCAUUUAAGUUGUGUUUUAUGGGUGUUUAAUGUUCAACUCAAAUCCUGCGUCUGAAGUAAAAGAUGAAGUCAGCUCUGUCGUAGUGAUUUGGACUUAUGUGUGGCUGAUUGAUUAUCCUCAAAUGAAUAGGUGGCUUUCCUGGACUGGAAGGUAAGUCGCAGUAUAUUAUGUCUAGUUUCUUAUCUUUAUUUUAGUUGAAAGGUUAAUGCAUUGACAUACAUAGUGUUGAAAGUUUUAAUUGGACAAAUUUGCUGUCUUUACUU